Ectocarpus siliculosus is the source of this 204-nucleotide messenger RNA. The record is from the annotation of a GenBank genome assembly. NCBI's taxonomy places the organism in Eukaryota, Phaeophyceae, Ectocarpales, Ectocarpaceae.
AUGGCAACGCCUACAUCGAGAUGGAUCUCUGGUAAGAUCACUACUUACAACGUUUCCUACGAUGUCAUGUACACGUCAGAGAUCAAGAGGCUCGGCGCUGUGGAAGUACGUAACUCAAAAGUGGCCCGUGGUGAGGACCUUUCGGAGGUAGCCGAGCGGGGUCAUACUGCACCAUCUUUGUACAAAGAGUGGGCGGCUCCGUAG